GCGGGCGGCCGCGGUGAGGCGCGGAGGGCGGAGGGGCGCCAGGGCCGGCGGGGCGCCGCAGCGGCCAUGGGGGCCCUGACGAGCCGGCAGCACGCAGGCGUGGAGGAGGUGGACAUCCCGUCCAAUUCCGUGUACCGCUAUCCGCCCAAGUCCGGCAGCUAUUUUGCCAGUCACUUCAUCAUGGGAGGAGAAAAAUUUGACUCAACACAUCCUGAAGGUUACCUGUUUGGCGAGAACAGCGACCUGAACUUCCUGGGGAAUAGACCAGUUGCGUUCCCGUAUGCCGCUCCACCUCCCCAAGAGCCGGUGAAGACUCUGAGAAGCCUGAUAAACAUCCGAAAGGACACUCUGAGACUGGUCAAGUGUGCCGAGGRAGUGAAGAGCCCUGGGGAAGAGGCCAGCAGAGCCAGAGUCCACUACAACGUGGAGUUCACCUUCGAYGCCGAUGCCCGGGUGGCCAUCACCAUCUACUACCAGGCCACGGAGGAAUUCCAGAAUGGCAUUGCCAGCUACAUCCCUAAAGAUGACUGCCUGCAGUCUGAGACUGUGUACUACAAGCGAGGGGUGUGCCAGCAGUUCUGCCUGCCUUCCCAUACCGUGGAUCCCUCYGAGUGGGCCGAAGAGGAGCUUGGCUUUGACCUGGACCGAGAGGUCUACCCCUUGGUGGUACAUGCUGUGGUUGAUGAAGGAGAUGAGUACUUUGGCCAUUGCCAUGUCCUACUGGGUACUUUUGAAAAGCACACAGAUGGGACUUUCUGUGUCAAACCCCUCAAACAGAAACAAGUGGUAGAUGGGGUCAGCUACCUUCUUCAGGAGAUCUAUGGAAUUGAAAACAAGUACAACACACAGGAUUCUAAGGUGGCUGAGGACGAAGUGAGCGAUAACAGUGCUGAGUGUGUGGUGUGUCUCUCGGAUGUCCGGGACACCUUGAUCCUGCCCUGCCGCCACCUCUGCCUCUGUAACACCUGUGCAGACACCCUGCGCUACCAAGCCAACAACUGCCCCAUCUGCCGGCUCCCCUUCCGGGCACUGCUUCAGAUUCGAGCCAUGAGGAAAAAAUUGGGCCCCUUGUCCCCCACCAGCUUUAACCCCAUCAUCUCAUCCCAGACAUCUGACUCUGAAGAGCAUUCAUCCUCAGAGAAUAUUCCACCAGGUUACGAAGUGGUGUCUCUUCUGGAGGCCCUCAAUGGGCCCCUCACCCCAUCCCCAGCAGUCCCCCCACUUCACGUACUUGGAGAUGGCCAUCUCUCAGGAAUGCUGCCUUCUUAUGGUAGUGAUGGCCACCUGCCCCCCGUCAGGACACUCUCCCCACUGGACCGCUUAUCUGAUUGCAGCGGCCAAGGACUCAAGCUCAAAAGGAGUCUCUCCAAGUCCAUUUCUCAGAAUUCUUCCGUGCUGCAUGAAGAAGACGAUGAGCGCUCUUGCAGCGAGUCAGAGACUCAGAUGUCUCAGAGACCAUCAGCCCAGCACCCUGGAGAGGAAUGUGCUGUCACUCCAGAAAGUGAGAAUCUCACUCUGUCGUCUUCGGGGGCUGUUGACCAGUCAUCCUGCACAGGGACGCCACUCUCUUCCACCAUUUCCUCCCCCGAAGACCCUGCCAGUAGCAGCCUGGCCCAGUCAGUCAUGUCCAUGGCGUCCUCCCAGAUCAGCACCGACACAGUCUCCUCCAUGUCUGGCUCCUACAUCGCUCCUGGCACUGAAGAGGAGGGAGAAGCCCUUCCUUCCCCCCGGGCUGCCAGCAGGGUCCCCUCAGAAGAAGGAGAGGGGAUGGCAGCAGAGUCUCCAGAUAGCAAUUUUGCUGGCCUCCCAGCAGGAGAGCAGGAUGCAGAGGGAAAUGACGUCAUAGAGGAAGAGGAUGGAUCUCCAAUGCAAGAAGAUGGUAAAAGACCUGGCCAGAGGACAUGCGCAUUUCUAGGUAUGGAGUGUGACAAUAACAAUGACUUUGACAUCGCAAGCGUGAAAGCACUGGACAAUAAGCUGUGCUCUGAGGUCUGCUUACCCGAUACCUGGCAGUCAGAUGACAACAUUGUCAGCCGUCUGAACAUCCAGCACCGGCGCUUAUCAUCUGGCAGCCUGGAGGACCCCGAGAACAGAGCCUGCRUUUGGGGUCCUUUGGCUGUCUGAGAGCACCUGCCUGGUACCUGGGCACCCCUGUCCUUGCAUUCCAUCUGUCCUCACUGCACCACUGGCCUCCCAGGCUUGCACGUCAGUGUGGAUUUUUAUACUCACAUGAAAGCUGGAUGUGGAGUUCAGGCCACUCCUCCUUCUACUACUUGUCUCCUGUAACCAUGAUCCUUCCUCUCACAAGGGACAGGAAGCCCUUCUUACUCAGUGAGCUGAUGCCACUCAAUGAACUGCAGAACUGCAGCUCCAACUCAUGAGACCCUUUGUAGAGACUGGACUGCAUCUGCUAUACCUGAUCAGCAGGUGGAGCCGAGAGCCUGGGGCUAGUGGUUCUGCAUCUCUUUCUCCUUUCAGGGGUAGAUCAAGCUUUGUUACCAACACCCAUCUGGUAGUUUCUAGUCUCUGGCACCUCAUAACCAAUGGUGGUCAGGGGAGGCCAUCUUGCACUGUAUGUGGUUUUCAUCACAAAGCAUUAGGAGCUCCUUUCUCAAGGACAAGGAAGAUGGUGGCAUCCAGAGGCUGGUUAAAAAACCAGGUCUUCCUUCUGGUAGCAGAGUUGUCUCCUGCACCUCAUGUGCCUGUCUGCUUCAGAAGGGGCCCUGAAUCUGAGAGCCUCGUUAUGAUGAUCACCCUUCAAGAGGCCUUCUGAUCAGGUGCAGCAGGAAAGGCCUAGGACUCCACCAGAGGUGACAUUUCAAGAAGUGUGUCUCUGGACCACCUCUGUGCUGGAACUGUCUUUACCUUAUUUCAUCUUCACUAUAGCCGUGUGACUGGGGAAUCUUACGCCUCUUGCCCCCAUCUCCACCCCUUUUUUAAUAGUUGAAAAAAUAGGCUGAGAUAUGGACCAGUGGUUCUCAAACUGGUGCCCAGGAUCACCAAAGGAAAUGGUGGAGAGCUUUGAGCUAAGACCAGGCAGUGGCCUGGGAGCCAGUGUUGGGGCCUUUACGUCCAGGACCCUCCCCAUCCUGUGUGUUUUCCUCUGCUGUCUAGAUUUCUGAGCAUGAUAGGURAAGGGGAGGUACAGCCUCCACAAGCUUAUUGGCAAUUUAGAGAUACUAUUCUAAUCAGCACAUAAACAAAACCUGCCAGUGAGGCUGGCCCAGAAGCCGUUGAGUGAUACACCUUUCUCAUCUCAGUGAUUCUUGAACAAAUGCCUAGAUGCCUUGUCCACUGGUUUUUGGAAAAGGGGAUUGUUUAGUGGGAUGUGGGAUUGUUUGGGAAACACAAAUAUUUGUGAGGAUGAGAUGUGGGAGAGCCUUAGGCUGGGCCCACUGGCAUGGGUUGUCUUUUAGGAUUUGCAGUUGUUAUCCUAAAAGAGCUUUCCCAAAAGAAAAAAAGAAAUCCCAGUUCCCAGUGGGUCCUUUGCAUCUUCUGUCUGGCUGCAGAGAGUGUGGYCCCUUCCAUACUUAAAAUGUAAGCCAAUUUAUGUUGAGCAAUAAGCCCACUUUCAGAUUUCCUUGAAGUAUGACUAGGCAACAGGGUGCUUCCCUUGGGAGGCAGGGGACACAAAGCCCCCUCCUCUUGCCAGCAGAAGUUGCAAUGUGGAGUGACCUGGAAGGAUUAGGCAAAUAACUGAGAUGCAGGAGAUUCAGGUAAACAGUGGCCAAUGGAAGCCCUUUGGCAGCCCUUCCCAGAGUGUCUGUCCCUCACAGCAAGCACUGGGUCCUCUCCCAGGAAGACCUGGUUCCACACAGAGAACCACAGGCUAGAGUGCCCUUUACUCUUUGUUGCUCAGUUCCUGUUUCSUCCCCACCCCCAACUUUGUUCUCAUAUUUUGGCAAGCAGAAACAGCCCAACUAAAGGAGUAGGCCUCAGUUGGCCUGAUGAGGGACAGGUAGCUGCCACCCUCCUCCCCUAAUCAUCAUCCGGAGUCACCUUAUCAGCAUUUGCCCAGAGAGUGGAAUAGGGCCUGGCUUCUUCCUGAAGGCACACACUGAUUUAGGUCUGCAUUCUCCCAUGCUCUGCGGUGCUUUGGUGAUCCUGGUUUCCUCACAGAGCUUUUUUGCCGUCUACUCAAUUCCAUCCCACCAGUUUAUACCCCCCACUGGGGCAACUCCUGGGCACCGACCCAAACACUACGCUGUCUCACCACCUGUAGGCAUUCCAGUUGUUCACUUUGCUUUAGGGCCUGCACACCUGGUGUGUGUGUGUGUGUGUGUGUGUGUGUGUGUGAUGCUGUUGGUGCCAUCUGUGUACCCCCCUCACUCUGGAGUACACUUGUGGGCACACUUCAGUGGGGACAUCAAGAAUGCAAUAUUUAUGGAUUGCUGCAUGAUUUUAAACAUGAAUAAAACUGUUUACAAGGGGAGGA
Molecule: messenger RNA, 4435 nt
Organism: Urocitellus parryii (Arctic ground squirrel)
Lineage: Eukaryota; Metazoa; Chordata; Mammalia; Rodentia; Sciuridae
Gene: Rnf157
Product: ring finger protein 157
Biological process (GO): protein ubiquitination
Cellular component (GO): cytoplasm
Molecular function (GO): ubiquitin protein ligase activity
Source: RefSeq, a predicted model, not a curated record